Molecule: messenger RNA, 8973 nt
Organism: Macrosteles quadrilineatus (aster leafhopper)
Lineage: Eukaryota; Metazoa; Arthropoda; Insecta; Hemiptera; Cicadellidae
Gene: cnk
Exons: 22
Coding region: 29-4861 (1610 amino acids)
Molecular function (GO): protein binding
Source: RefSeq, a predicted model, not a curated record
UGGUGAAUCGCCCGUCGGAAACAUCAAAAUGGCGUAUGUGAAUGUUGCAGAAUGGAAACCGGACCAAGUUACCGAUUGGCUUAAAGGAUUGGACAGCGUUAUUGUGCCAUACAUUCAUUCAUUUCUCAACAAUCAAGUGAAUGGACAACAGUUGCUCAACCUUGGUCCGGAUGAUCUUGAACAUUUUGGAGUCUUCAAGUUGGGACACCAAGAACUUAUUCUAGAAGCUGUUGAACUUCUUAGGAAUUUUCACUAUGAGCUGGACAGGGAGACUCUGCAGAUGUUGGCACUGCGACUGUCGUGUCUGGCACACAGUCUUCACAAUGAGUUGAGCCACAACCACAUGGACGCCACAUUGGUGUCCACUCAGACGUUGGCAGAUGUGGCCAACAUUGCGGCUGCUGUACAACCUCUGGCGGGAUGGCUUGACAGACCCCCGUUCUCAGGCCAACUGGACUACUGCAGCCGCAAGUCAGAACUCUUGUCAUUGGCUCUGGAGAUGGCCACGUCUGCUCAGAGGGAUAGGUUUGCCGAGCGUCCAGUAGAGGAGCUGCGGGUUAACUCGUCCAAGAUGGCCGUCCUUGCUGACUCCAUCAUACGGGACAUCCAAGACCCCCUGUUGCUGCAACCUGCCUCCUUGGAGUUGGUUACGCUCAAGAAACGUUCUUCUGACGAUUUGGGUUUCUACAUAGUUCCUUCAUUCUAUGGCGUACACCAGAUAGGAGCCCUGAAACUGAACAGUGCUGCUCAUCAAAGUGGCAAGCUGGAACCUGGUGAUGAGAUUGUACAGAUCAACUAUCAGACUGUGGUUGGAUGGCAAGUGAAGCAGGUAAUGGCAUUGUUUGAGGAGUCUCCUACAGAAGUGCUUCUGACAAUCAAGAAACGGCCGAGGCAUACCAAAGUGUACGGCCAAAUAUACAUGAAGCCUUACCGACUGCCGAGCCGUAAACGAGCUGUACAGAACUCCUUCGCUCGGUGGACUGAGAAUCUGCCUUCCCCACGACCUGAGCUCUUCACCAUACCUCAGAUCCAACUGCCCAUUGCGAAGUCAGUCUCCGUAGAGUCUACAGUGAGUGCAGGCCAGUUGCCCAGCAGUUCAGAAGAAGAGGGGGAGGGACUGGAGGGAGAUGGAGCGUCUUCCCCCACCUCUGCCCGUCUGUACCUGCCCAAGCCUCGACUGCCUGUGCAGCGGCGAGCUACCAUCACAGGCGCUAGUCCACUCAGCAAACGGGCACCUGUCAAUCUGCAACAGUUCUGGGAGGAGUUGAAGUUGGAACGUGAGUGGCGAGGGAUGGGAGGAGGUGGAGAAAAACCCAAGGUCGCACAACUGAUACAAGACUGUGAAUCAAGAGUGUCUGGACCCAGGAAGUACAGCAGUUUUGACAACUUGAAGGAUAGAAAUACUGGCUACUUCUUGAAAGAUUCAAAGCCUGAUGUUGUCAGUUCUUGUCAAGACAGACUGAAAUCCGCAGGGAGUGAUGAUACUUUCAAAACAGCCGAGACGUCAGAGGGGAAGUCAUCUUGUAGUGAUGUCACCACACUAGACAGUGCCAGGAGGUUAUCAGUUGGUAGUGAGGAAGGCAAGAGUGAUGCUCCUGAAAUAACAGGGAGUGACGACGUGUUCAAAGUAGUCGAUAGUUACGGGAGAUCUAGCAAGAAAUCUACCGAAUUGACUGAAACUUUCAAAGAUGAAAAUGAUAGGUUGCUUCCAAAUCAGCCGACCCAUGUGAGAGACAAGUCUGAUGAUAGUGACAGUGUGUUCGUCUCGGACAGUGACACGUUGAGUGAGAUCAGUGAAGGGAAAGUAAGCUCUCUGAAGGCAAAGAUUGAAAUGUUCUCCAAAGCGUGUUCAGAGAGCGACAAACCUAAACCACCAGUCAACAGAGGAAUGAAGCCCAAAGUGCCUCUGAGAACCUUUAGAUUACCUGUCGCUCCAGAAAAACAAAUCUUGCCUAAAGUUGAGGUGAAGGUUGUUUCUUCUGAGUUGACCGAGGCGAAGGCCGAUGAGCCCACUUUGACUGUUCCUAAAGAGAAAAGUCCUAGAGAAAGAGGAAAACUGGAUAAAAGCUUCAGCACUCCCGCUUAUGACUUUUCACCUGACUUGAGUGUUUCAGAAAAAAUAAGCAUGCUGAAGCAAAAGUUUCUGGCUGAUUCAAAAAUAGAAACCAAGUCUGAUUCAGCGUUUGAAGACUCGAAAAGCGAUGUUGAGUCUUUGUCAGGAAGAGACGAAGAAACAAAAACAAAUGACAAUUCAAUUAGCACAUCAAUACCUUCAAUUUCCGAAGAGCUCGCUGAUUCUGAAAAAGAAGUUCACGGACAAAUAGUUGAAACCAUCAACAAACAUCUUCUUACCCUCGAUUACGAAACUGACAGCGAACCUAAAUGGAAAGAUAAGAACACAACAGCCAAUCUGGACUCUGAAAAAGUUAUUGAGACUGAAGAAAAAAUCGGAAAAAUUCUUGAGACGUUGAAUUCUUCUGUGAUUGAGCGCAGGAAAGAAAUGGAGAGGGACGCGAAAGUAAGAAAAAACUCAACAGAAGGAGCAGACUUGUCUAAAACUAUCUCACAAGUUUGUAAAGAAGAGAUUCUUCAAACUUACAACCCAAGUGGAUUCGUCUUGACCAAACCUACAUCCUUGGAGAACAUUGCGGAACUGAAGCCGAAAAGUGGGAUUAUUCCUAUUCCACCCAGAGUUAGAAUCACCCCUCCAACCAUUCACGAGGAGAAACCGAGUUUACCUGAUGUUACUAUGAUUUCUCCGGUGCCACCAGAAACUCCUCGUAGGAAGCCGUUGUCAAACUUAGACUGUGUGGACAAACCGGUGGUGGUGCAAGCCCCUGCCACUUUCCCCAGACAGAAGGCGGAGUCUAGGAGACCUAUAACACCCCCUGAACCUCCCCCCCGUCCUACACCCCCUGCUCCAGCUGUUCAGCCAAAGGGAGCCUGCUACAGGGCAAUGAUGGUUGCCAAGUCUAUCAGUAAAACGGCCAAAGUGUCAAGUCCAAGGUCGCUAAGGAAAAAGAACCCGCUUUUGGCAAAACAUCGCAACGUGACUCUGAAGGAGCUGGGAGUGUGUGAAUGUGAGGGUUGGCUACAGCAGAGGUGUAGAAGAGGUUCAGGACAGUGGAACAGAGGCUGGUUUGUCAUCAAGAACACUACAUUCUACGGUUUCAAACACAAGGAGGCACACAAGGCAGAUGUGAUGAUCUCACUGCCAGGUUUCACCGUGUCUGAUGCGGAGGAGGUCAAGUCUCGCAAGUUUGCUUUCAAGGUUUACCACACGGGCACCAUGUUCUACUUUGCGGCUGAGAACCAGGAAGAGUUGUCUUUGUGGAUGGACUGCAUCACUGUUGCCACGAGGCCGACACACGAGACAUACAGCACAUCUCCUUUAUUCAGCGAGUCAGAAGGAGAAGGAUCAGGGGAAGAAGGCGGGUCAGGAUCUUGUUUCUCAAGCCCCAAGAUGAAGAAACUGGCAGGACUUCUGGGAUCUCCCAGUAAACAAGCCGGCUCAUCCAGUAGCACCAACACUCUAGAUAAAAAUAACGAGUCGGGAAAGAAGCAGUUUGGAUCACUGAAAAAGCAGCGAGGUGGAACAUCCGAGGGGGCAGAUGCUGGUGGUUCCAGCCUGGACAGGAAAUACCUCGGGUUCCUGGGACGAGGCACUGCAGUGCCGGUGCCGACAGCACAGUUCCGCAGCUACCGACGAGUGGCGCCGCCUCUACCUCGCUCUCACCACCAGUCUGCGGAGAGUGUUCUCACCCUGGACACAAGGAUGGAACUUCGCAGCAGUAUGGGCAGUUUCAGUGAGAUGUCACAGCGUAGUCCUAGAGGAGCUCCUCAAGUCAGUCCAGGACUACCAACUAGUCAGCCACUCCCUCCCGACAUGGCAGACUAUAGGUUGGCAUCACUGGCCAAGAACAGGAGGAGGGAUAACCAGGAACAGGACACGUCCGGAUUCGUCACCCUGGAGGCUCUGAUGUUGUCUAGGCAGGAGGAAGAGAGGCGCAACCAACAGAACUUGCUGCUUAACCAGCCUCCCCCUCCACCAGUGUCUCCCAGAGUAAGGCCAACACCCCAAGAGACCAACCCCCGCCCCAGAGUCGCUCCUCGGGUAGUGACACCCUCACCAGCGCCUCUGUCACAGUCUCGCCCCUCCCAUAGCAGGUCCACCUCAGCUUUCACAGAGGAGAGGGAUCGAGAGAGCAAUAGUGUCACUGUUGUCAGACGCAGCAGUUUCAACACUCCGUCGAGGCUACAACGACACAUGGACCUAGACAAUCAAGAUUAUAGAGACGGGUCUCCAGAGAAGCUGUGGAUCGACUCACUACGUCGCACAGACAGGAGGUAUCCCCCGACCCCUCGUCACAUACAUCAGGUACAUCCUGCGCCUACCCCUGCUGUGGGGACAAGACUGAAAAAAGCAGCGCUGUACCAGCCACCGCCCGUGUCCCCACUAGAUACGCCUGGUGGAGAGGGAAUGCAGCUGGCAUUUGAGAUGACCCUGGACCAGUCGGAGGCUAAACGUCGGUAUCAGAAGGUCGGUCCGACGCCAGCUACUCGUCUCAAAAACCUCUUCUCCGGCCGGUCAGAAAACAACCCCACGCAGAAAACCUUGCUUGGCUCCCCACGCCUACAUCGAGCUAUAUUCCGUGGCUCCAUGACUCGAGCAGACUCUAGUGGUGAAACUGUCAUCUCUCCCCCUUUGUCACCACCACAGGAUGUCAUGGAAAUACAGGUUACCAAUCCCACUGCUCCGGACUAUCCGGGUUUGGAAUAUCCUCCGGUGUUUGAGCCAGGAACUUACUCUCUGGCUGACGCGUCGUCUGUGCUACGACACCGCAACCGAGAAGCCCGGUGAUGUAAAAAUCGGCCCAUACGCGAGGGCUUGAUAUAGACAUGUAGCUAUACUUAGUUGUAGUGAUGUGUCAAAACCGAAUCUAGAGUUUACCGAAUUUCCAGAAACAGUUUAAAACAAAUAUGUUUAGUGGGGUUUUUGUUUGUAUAUUUUGAAUUUAAGGUCAAAUUUUCUAUCUAGUUCAACCUUACAUUCCCCAUUCUACUCCUUUCUUCUACUUUUUUAUUUAUGUAUUGGAUAGAGCACCUCUAUAUUCUAAUGGUCUUAGUUUAAAUUCUGCCAAUCACUAAUAAGUCAUAUGAUAUAGUUAUAUUGCAGUGGUUUGGGGCCUACCUUAGAAAUCUUAAAGCUAGGCCAAGUGUCCUAGGAGGGGGGAGACCUUUUAAAUUAUGACAUGUAAAUUUACCUUUUUUAAAAUGUAAAAUACAAACAAUUAUACCUUAUGUUGUUUAAGAUUUAGGAUCACCUUUAAGGAAAAUACAAAUCGUUUUUAACCCUUAGAGUGCCAGGCGAGAAAUAAAAGUAACGCUCAAAAAUGCCGAUGAUUUUUCCCGAAGGUCGCGCUAAAAGUGCCGAGCGCGAUCUGGUGAUUUUUAGGUUAAAAUUUCGUAAAAAUCGAAUUUUCGAUAUUUCGACCAACGAAAAUCGAUGUAUCGCAUCUAGUAACUUUCGACUCAAUGUUAAUAUAUGGGUUAAAAGAAUCCGAGUAUCCAUUCGGUUGUUAUGACAGCUGUUCGAUCAUUACGAAACGUCCGGUCAGCCGGACGUUGGCACUUUUGGCUCGUUCUAAAAACGUCCGGUCGGCCGGACGUUGGCACUUUUGGCUCGUUUUAAAAACGUCCGGUUCCCCGGACGUUGGCACUCAAAGGGUUAAAAUAAAGUAAUUAUUCCUGUAAAAGUUUAGAAAAUUAACGAAAUUAAAUUUUAUGAUUAUAUCUAGAUUCAAAAUUCUUCAAUUUGACCAUCACUGUUUACUAGGUUUAGCAAAGUUGAGCAGAAAAUGAGUAAAGAACAUGAUAGUCAAAGUCGAACAAAAUAUUCAUAUAAAUUGUUUGGGUUAAAUUUAUGAAAGAGUUUUAUCUAGUUUUAAUAGUUGACAGAGUCAUGUGUCAAAAUUUUGUGCCUUUGUAUGUUUUAAAGCUUUUAUGUUGGAUUGAUAAGGUUUUGUUUAGAUUGUUACCUUGUGUUUGAAACUAAAUAGCUUUAGUUAUACAGUUAGCCACUAAUACGAAAUUCUUAAAAAAUUUCUUAAACUGCAUUAGUAUAUAAUAUAUGGUACUCAUAAUGAAAACAAUAUUUAUCACUAAUGAAUUUGUUAUUUAAUGUUAUCAUUAAAGGUCUGAUAGUGAUAAGAAUAUUAGAACAGGUGAAAAGUUUUCUAAUGUUUACCAAUAGAACAGCUCUAAUAAUUUUGUACUAUUCGGUAUUCAGUUUUAGAGUGGUUAAACUGGCUGAUAGAUUUACCCAUCUCUUGAGCUUUUUAAGGCGAAACAAUUUCCUAUUUAGUAAUAUAAGAAAUAAUGACUAUGCUAAUAUUUUCCUUGAGCUUUUGUGAUUAUUUUAGUUUUCCUUUGUUAUAUUUAUAGAUAUUCUGUUUACCUAUGUUCUAAGCUAAGACUAAAGCCCGUCGCGAAUCGUAGACCUUUAUCGGUUAUUGGAUUAGCUUUUUAUGUUAUUUGGGCAAUAAUAUGACAAUCACUCUGAAUAUAGCUAGUAAACUGUGGAGAAUACUUCUGAUUACCUACUAAAGUUUGGUGUGAGUUGUAACUUAUAAUGUAUUUUAGGAAUCGUAAUGAGUAGACUCUCAAUUGGACACCUCUGAACCACUAUGUGUCCUCUUCCUUUUUGGUGAUAUUUUUAUAAGUACGUCAACUAAGCUCUCCAUCUUUUCUAAUCCAUUUACAGUUCUUUUUCCUCCACGAUCUGCCAUCUCACACUUUUCCUCACCUUUUCCAUCGACCUUUUCGUUAUCUCCUAUCUGUCACUUUCCCCUAGGAAUUAUCUCUUGAAUUCUUCUUACAUCAUCUUGCUUGGUUUUGUUUUUUCAACCCCUCCUUUAUUUUACUCUCAUCAGCCCUUUAAAUAUUCAUCUCUACACGUUAUAUGAAUCUAUAAGGACACAAAUUACAAUUUCAAAAUUAGUCUACUACAGUGAUUGACUAAAAACAAUCAAAGAAUACUGCAAUAUCAUCUCUUGCAUCGAACAAGUUGUGACUUGUUUAUUUUCGUAGUCUUGGACAAACGAGUGUGUGUGACUCGCAUAGAUGGCCGUCUGAACAAAACGUGCCAGAACAAGAGAGAGUCUACUGUUUAAUCCUGUACUUUGGUGUUAUAAAUACAUUACCACCUAUUAAUUCUAAAAUACUCACUCCGUGCCAAAAUAGUGUUCUAACUCUUGCAACAUGGAACACCAAAACUGUUUUAGAUGUAGUUGAUAAUCAUAUUCUGUCUUUCACUUCCUUCUUACUUUCAAAUUGAAAACGUAGUUGGGAAUUGUAUAUUUGUAUGAUUGUUGUCGUAAAUUAAAUAUAUUUAUGUGGAUUAGUUAACAAACUUGCCAUGUUUACGAGUUGUUACGUGUUAUUUAUCUUGAUCUUUUAUUCAACAGCUUAUAUUUGUAAAUUCUUGUGAUCCUCGAACUGUAUUGUGAUGUAAUUUUACUCAUUGUAUACUAUGUAAAUUUUGGUUUUCCAAGUAAAUAAUAAUACUGAGAGGUUUUAGAUAUUUUAUAUUUUAAAAUUGUUAAUACUAGUACAGUAGUCUAUAUUAGUUAGUAAGAAUUUUAUUCAAUAAUGUAUAUAAACAGUUUAGUUUAAAUAUUGUUUUAAACUAAGGUGCUAGCUAUAUAGUAAGUAAUAAUAAAUUAUCUAGGAUUUAUUUUAAAUAAGCAAUAUUUAAAGACUCAUUUGAUAUUAGCGUUAUUUAUUCUAUAUAGUUGUUUGUUAGUGUUUCCAUUUUAUUUAUUACGUUUGGGUAACAGGGACUUAGUUUAGAACAUAUUAUUAAAAAUUAUAUGUUAAACAACAAAAAACUAAAGAAUUAUAGAGAGAGCUGCUUAUAGACUUUGCUUUUGUAUACUAUCUCAAUUAUAUUUUAAGUAAUGUUUAAAGUGCCAUUAUUUCAAGUUUAAUUAAUUAAAGUUGUUUAUUAGGAAAAUAAAUAAUUGUAUUGAAGUAUAAAUUGUUAAUAGUGUUAUUGUUUCAUUAUUUGUAGGGCAAGUAAGAAGAAACCAAUAUCGGAACAAAAUAUAGUUUAUUCAGGAAAUGGUUAGACUGUUAUCAUAUUCACUUCCUUUGCAAUGUGAAAAGUCUCAGUAUACGUAGGAAAGAAACAAUGUUGUUGAAUAUUUGUUCUACAAAUGCUCUCGUCUGUUCUAUAAUACAACUAGUUUUUUAUUCAAUCUUAUUAUUUAUUCUAUUUUAGUUUUAUUCAUAUUUCUGCUUAAUGAAACAAUAAUUUUUAAGAACAAAAUAAUAUAAUGGUCUAACUGAUGAAUUCUCUAAAAACUAUUGCAAGUCUUUAGUGUUCUAAUAAUUUUGGUUUACAGUCCUGCAUCUUCUUAAGAUUCUUUAAACCUUUUUGCUGGACAAAUUUAUAAUUAAUUGCCAAUUGGGAAUUCCACGUUCUGAUUGCAAAGGAACUCUUCACAUAUACAGUAGAAACAAUGAACAAACAAACUUAAAUUGUUAAAUGUUAAAUGCUAGCCAACUUGGGUAAAAAAAGAAUCAUUAUAAUUUGAUUGAAAAUAAUUAUCUAUCUACAUGCAUUAAUUACCAACAAUAUUGGUUUUUAUUGCAAGAUUUAAGAGUAUUGGUAAUCAUAAAGUUAAAAUUUAUUGGACCCUUUCUUUCACUUAGUGUAUUUUAUUUUAUGUUUUCUCACAAAUUUAUGCAGCCUAUUAUAGGUGUCAAAACUCAUUAAAGAUAUUUUAAGGAAUCCUAUCCAAUAACUGUUAAUCAUACAUUUAUUUAAAUAAACUAAGUAUCCCAAAUGAGGAAAGAGUCAAAGUGUUAUACCAUCAUAUUUUAAGUUUAGUGUGUUUUGUAUAUUUUUUAUUUCUACAUAUUGUAGUUCCAUACAUAUUUUCUAGUACAAUAAAUAUUUUCUGUUGCGUA